Molecule: messenger RNA, 3064 nt
Organism: Microcebus murinus (gray mouse lemur)
Lineage: Eukaryota; Metazoa; Chordata; Mammalia; Primates; Cheirogaleidae
Gene: ZDHHC15
Product: zDHHC palmitoyltransferase 15
Molecular function (GO): palmitoyltransferase activity
Source: RefSeq, a predicted model, not a curated record
CGAAGAGAACAGGGUGGACGCAGUGCAGUAAGAGCAGAUGGGCGGACCCAAAUUCCUUCCGCUUUACAGUUUUGCAGAGGUCCAGCUUGCAUCUAGAGCUGAGGCGAGGGGUGGAGGAUGAGGGGGAGAGGCGGGAAGGGGAGGGACUGCACUCCUUCGGUGCGUGCCCAGCCUCGACUGCCUGACGGACCACCUUCCGUUCCAACAUGGCCAGUUCCUCCACGCCGUGACUCACGCCUAUCGUGCCAGGCUGGACGCGCUCAGCCUCGCGGCCCCACAGGUGGCAUCGGCUAGGCGAGACGGUUCCCGCCAGGCUAGGCAGUGGAGCGCCGCACAGCGCGCCUUCCCGCCUCCCAGCCGCCGCCCAAGCAGUUCCGACCCAGCGCCAGCAGGCCUGGUCGGUCGAUCUUCGAGCCGAAGAUGCGGCGGGGUUGGAAGAUGGCUCUGUCCGGGGGGCUACGGUGCUGCCGCCGGGUCCUUUCCUGGGUACCAGUGCUUGUUAUUGUCCUCGUCGUGCUCUGGUCCUACUAUGCCUACGUCUUUGAACUCUGCCUGGUGACUGUUUUGAGCCCAGCAGAAAAAGUUAUCUACCUCAUACUCUACCAUGCCAUCUUUGUGUUCUUUGCCUGGACCUACUGGAAGUCUAUCUUUACACUGCCACAGCAGCCAAACCAGAAGUUCCACUUGUCCUAUACAGACAAAGAGCGCUAUGAAAAUGAAGAGAGACCUGAGGUUCAGAAGCAGAUGCUUUUUGAUAUGGCCAAGAAGCUACCAGUUUAUACGAGAACCGGGAGUGGAGCUGUGCGAUUCUGUGACCGGUGCCAUCUGAUCAAGCCAGACCGCUGCCACCACUGCUCUGUCUGUGCCAUGUGUGUAUUAAAAAUGGAUCAUCACUGCCCUUGGGUUAAUAACUGCAUUGGAUUUUCCAACUACAAAUUCUUCCUUCAGUUCUUAGCUUAUUCUGUUCUCUACUGCCUGUACAUUGCUACAACAGUCUUCAGCUAUUUCAUCAAAUACUGGAGAGGGGAAUUGCCCAGUGUUCGCUCUAAGUUCCAUGUCCUUUUUCUCCUCUUUGUGGCCUGCAUGUUUUUUGUCAGCCUUGUGAUUCUCUUUGGUUACCAUUGUUGGCUUGUCAGCAGAAACAAAACCACCUUAGAGGCCUUCUGCACUCCAGUGUUUACAAGUGGCCCAGAGAAAAAUGGGUUUAACCUUGGCUUCAUCAAGAAUAUCCAGCAAGUGUUUGGAGAUAACAAGAAGUUCUGGUUAAUACCUAUUGGGUCCAGCCCUGGUGAUGGACACUCCUUCCCUAUGAGAUCUAUGAAUGAGUCACAGAACCCACUGCUAGCAAAUGAAGAACCCUGGGAAGACAAUGAGGAUGACAGCCAAGAUUAUCCAGAAGGCUCAUCAUCUCUUGCCGUGGAAACGGAAACAUAGCAGUUUUCACAUUUCCUGCAUCUCUCAGACAGGAUCCACCAUCUCCCAUGAGGCUUACAGAGUUCAGUGUUGGGAACCAUUCUAAUCUUCAAAAUAAGUCACCAUGUUGGAUUGAAACCUUCACAAUUUGAAAGCAUUCCAUCAAAUACUUGCUGUGCAAAUGUUUCAGGACUUUACAUUGAAAACUGACUGAACUCCAAUUUGGUAGCAGUUAAUUCAAGCCAGUUUUCCUUUCUUUCUUCAUUUCCUUUCCCCAAUCUGUGAAAGCCUAAAUGUAAAAUAUAUAUUUUUUCAUUCAUUUUAUCAGGUAAAAGGGAAUUCAGAAGACUUCCUUGGAGUCUUUAAUUCCCAUAGAAAGACUAUUAAUUAUAUUUAUAGGGUCUUUUGGUGAUGAGGGGUAUCAGACUACAUUUGCUGCUUGUGUGCAUGUGCACUUAGAAACAUGUGUAUGUGCAGCAUAUCUAUACAAAAUUCUGCUAUCGUGUUGUGAAAAUUAAGGUUAAAAAAUUGGAGGCAUUUAUUUAAUCAUGCUUCUUCUCUAAAUAGCAAUUUAAAUAUUUGCUGAGCUUUAAACCAUCGCUACAUCAGGUAUCUAAAAUUUGAGAGGGUGAUUCAAUACACAGUGACCAAGGUCUUCAAAUUGGGAAUCGAAUUAGCUGUUGAGAAGAUCAAAUCAGAUCAGGUCAGGACUUCUACUUUAUUAAAUAUAACAAUUAGUGUUUUAAAGACCUUUAAUGCCAGGCUGUGGUAAAAUUCUCCAAUUACUUUUAUUCAUUUAUCUCCUACUUAGCUUUAUUUUAGCCUUUAUGAAUUAUUUUUAUGGUGAAAGAAAAACUACAAGCCUAAAUUAUGGACCACGGGUUUUGUUAAGGGUUUUUCAGGGUCGUUUUCAGGUUUAAUGACAAUACUAUUGGUAAGCGUAAAGUUUCACAGCUGACAUUAGCCUGAAGAUUAGCACUAAAAAUGUGUUUUCACAGCAAGGGUUAAUGUACAGAUAGUGAUAACCAAAUAUGCCAAUCCACCCUUCCUUCCUUCCUUCCUUCCUUCCUUCCUUCCUUCCUUCCUUCCUUCCUUCCUUCCUUCCUUCCAUCUUUCCUUCCUUUUUUUCUAACUUCAGUGGUAGUUUAGCCAUUAAAAUAGUUUACGUCCAUUGCCAUUUAUUUAUAAUCAGCCUGUUUUUCAGUCCUAGUGCCUGAAUCAAUGAGUAUGAACACUAAUGCUGCUUCUUUAUAAUAAUAAUACCUAAGAGUAUUGAUGUUUUUCAUUUUUCAACCAGCACUCCAGUGCCCACCUGCUGACAAUAAAAGCUCACAGCUCUUACAGAGAUCAGUGGGAGUUAGAGGCAUUUUACAGAUAUCAAGGAAUUGAGCUUCUAGAGGGAUUGUUACAUUUACUAAAUUAUCUUCCCCCCAAAAAAUCUUCUUGAGUAAAAGAGAGUUGCCGUCCACAAAUAAUUCAGUAUUGGGGCUCCAGUGGAGCUGAGAAAAUGGGAAGUCCAGCUUUUUAAAGCAAAAACAAAACCUAUUCAUUUGGACCUCCUAGGUAACUUUCACCAAGGUGAGUUUUUUUUUUUUUUUCUUUUUUGAGACAGAGGCUCAGUCACCCCAGCUGGAGUGCAGUGGUGUCGUCA